UGCUCUAGGUCAGGAUGGCUAACUGGUUGGCUUCCCACAUGGUGCCCUACGUCUACAUCACAACUUAAAGAAGCUGAAGAGAAAAUUUUAAAAUAUGUCCCCUGCACAUACAAAAAAGAACUUGUUCGUAUAUCUAAUGGAAAUAAAAUAUGGACACUGAAGUUCUCUCAUAAUAUUUCAAAUAAGACUCCACUUGUCCUCCUUCAUGGUUUUGGAGGAGGUCUUGGACUCUGGGCACUGAAUUUUGAACAUCUUUGCACUGAUAGACCCGUCUAUGCUUUUGACCUGUUGGGCUUUGGACGAAGUAGUAGACCCAGAUUUGACAGUGAUGCGGAAGAAGUGGAGAAUCAGUUUGUGGAAUCCAUUGAAGAAUGGAGAUGUGCCCUAGGCUUGGACAAAGUGAUCUUGCUUGGACACAACCUGGGUGGGUUCUUGGCUGCUGCUUACUCCCUGAAGUACCCGUCAAGGGUUAAUCAUCUCAUUUUAGUGGAGCCUUGGGGUUUUCCUGAGCGACCAGACCUGGCUGAUCAAGACAGACCAAUUCCAGUUUGGAUCAGAGCCUUGGGAGCAGCAUUGACUCCCUUUAACCCUUUAGCUGGCCUCAGGAUUGCAGGACCCUUUGGUUUAAGUCUAGUGCAGCGUUUAAGGCCUGAUUUCAAACGGAAGUAUUCUUCAAUGUUUGAAGAUGAUACUGUGACAGAAUACAUCUACCACUGUAAUGUACAGACUCCGAGUGGUGAGACAGCGUUCAAAAAUAUGACUAUUCCUUAUGGAUGGGCAAAAAGGCCAAUGCUCCAGCGAAUUGGGAAAAUGCACCCUGACAUUCCAGUUUCAGUGAUCUACGGCGCCCGAUCCUGCAUAGAUGGCAAUUCUGGUACCAGCAUCCAGUCAUUACGACCACAUUCAUAUGUGAAGACGAUAGCCAUUCUUGGUGCAGGGCAUUAUGUGUAUGCAGAUCAACCAGAAGACUUCAACCAGAAAGUAAAGGAGAUCUGUGACACUGUGGACUGAGCACACUGAAGAUGAUGUGGGAAAACCUGCUGACUGAUACACUUCCUCAGCAAUAAUUCACAGUCUACAGUGAAGAGGAAGGAAUACAACACAAGAACCAGGCAGUCUUCUUGACUGUACUUUGCACAUGUUUUCUUUAUGAAGUUGCUUGUACAUUUAAACCAGUUAAUGCCUUCUAGAAGAAUGGCUUUCUUUUCUCCUACACAAAAUCGAAAUAUACAAGAGUCUUUAAAUCUAAUAGCUUUAAUAAAGGUUAUUUGUCCCUCUGCUAUACUGAAAAA
This is a messenger RNA of Ceratotherium simum simum (southern white rhinoceros), 1292 nucleotides long. The record is from RefSeq and is a predicted model, not a curated record. Lineage: Eukaryota; Metazoa; Chordata; Mammalia; Perissodactyla; Rhinocerotidae.